GCGUAUUUAACGUCGAUUUAAGACUUUAGUAGAAAAAGAAUCUCCGCAUCGGCUUCUUUCUGCACCCCACCCACCAUGUUCGAUCUUCACGACCCUCAGAUUGAUCCCAGCGCUGCUAAUACCACGUCAUGCUUUAUCCAGCUUGCUCGCUGCCACGACCGCAUUACCUUUUACGACGCACAGGCCUGAACUCGUGAGGCCGAGGAAGGAGGGCUGCGGGCCUUGCUAAGCAGAAAUGGGGGGUAGACCAGGUCGAUCGAAAGGCUGCUUCACAUGCAAAAAGCGUCGCGUCAAAUGUGAUGAACGCAAACCAUGCUGCCUACGCUGCGAGCGAAGCGGCUUCGAGUGCGACGGAUACCCGGCCACCAGAUUCGUCCACGAAAACAGCCGUUUCCAGAUGGAAAAGGUUGAGCCUGAGCCCGAGUCUUCAAGUCUGGCUGCUCGUGAACAUGAGCGUGACCCGGGGCAGCAGGGCCUCAUAACAGUCGGCAGGACAAUCAGCCUCGCUCCAUGCCGUGACGAUAUUUCUCUCCACCACCUCCGGCACUCGCUGUUUCCUGCAGGCGCUUGGCCUGGCUUUGACGCUACCACCAACCAGACGCCCCUGGCAUAUCGUUGCUUGCAGUCACUUGCCUUGGCCCACUUCGGCAGGGUUCAGGCAGCGCCAGCCAUUUUGGAAGAAGGGUCGGUAUCGUAUAUCAAGUCUCUAUCCACACUGAAUCGUAAUCUGGCCGACCCGGCGUGCUGCACCCAGGACGAUACUUCGCUAUCGGUCAUGAUACUCGGAUUAUAUGAGAUGCUCGUCCUCUCUAGCCCCACCGGCUGGAUCACGCAUACCCUCGGCCUCGGUGCUGUCAUGGAGAUGAGAGGACCGUAUGCCUUCAAGGACAACCUGCUCCACUCGGUCUUCGAAACAACCCGUUUCCUCAUUAUACUCGCUUCUCUCGCCGUCUCAAAAACCACGUUCCUCGCACGCGAAGAGUGGAAGACCAUACCGUGGUCCGGUGACAUUGCUAAAAACCCGGGACAAGCUCUCAUGGACGUCAUCGCAGUCCUUCCAACGAUCAAGGAGCAGCUUCAGACAUGUCCCGACUCCCCCGAGUUGCCGGCUGCUGUGUUAGACAUCCUGACCAGGCUGAUAAGCUGGCGAAAAGAGUGGGAUUUACUGCCCGAGUCACAAACUGUGUCCAUUUCUCCUUCCGACGCCGGUGACCGUGGUCAAGACAUGUUUGGGUCAGACCUGCACUACACAAGCAUACUAGCAGCGAGCUACACAUGCCUCUAUGACGCCGCGCUGAUCCAGGCUGCCGAGGCACUCUUUUCCAUUCCACUUUCAGACACACCGACACCACUCAGUGAUAUGAGUGAGGCGGAUUUUGCCCACAUUCGAACAUUGUCUCGCGAAGCCGCAGUCGAGAUAUGCCGCAGCAUUCAGUAUCAGCUUUCCAGCGCGACACCCAUGAUGGGCCAGUUUAUGGUGCUCUAUCCGUUGCGUAUGGCUUGGAAAGCACUUGGAGGUUCGUUGACCAAGGAAGGAAAGUGGCUUGAAGACAUGCUAGCGAAGUUUGGGGACACAAAGCAAAGCUGGGAAGUGGCGAGGUUGACUAUCAAAUGGCGAGGAUGACCGCCCACGAUUGUUGUACACGUGUAUUGCAUAUUUAUACAAA
Exophiala viscosa is the source of this 1667-nucleotide messenger RNA. RefSeq lists its product as uncharacterized. Gene Ontology annotation, molecular function: DNA-binding transcription factor activity, RNA polymerase II-specific; zinc ion binding. Bases 236 to 1624 code for a protein of 462 amino acids. The transcript has 4 exons. The record is from RefSeq and is a predicted model, not a curated record. Lineage: Eukaryota; Fungi; Ascomycota; Eurotiomycetes; Chaetothyriales; Herpotrichiellaceae. Gene Ontology annotation, biological process: regulation of DNA-templated transcription.